Aegilops tauschii subsp. strangulata is the source of this 2565-nucleotide messenger RNA. RefSeq lists its product as uncharacterized. Gene Ontology annotation, molecular function: protein binding. Lineage: Eukaryota; Viridiplantae; Streptophyta; Magnoliopsida; Poales; Poaceae. The record is from RefSeq and is a predicted model, not a curated record.
GUUCCGAUCUGGUUGAGCCGAACCAUUCCCCAUCCGCAUCCGCACCCAAACCCAGCCAACGGCCACCAUGGAAGCACCGCCGCCGCCGCCGCCGCCGCCGCCGGCGCUCCCGGACGACGUCGUCGAAGAGAUCCUCCUCCGCCUCCCGCCCGACGACCCAGCCUGCCUCUUCCGCGCCUCCCUCGUCUGCAAGGCCUGGAGGAGCGCCGUCUCCCAUCCCCACUUCCGCCGCCGCUUCAUCGGGCUCCACCGCCACCGGGCACCCCCCGUGCUCGGCUUCCUCCACAACUGGAAAGACGAGCGACUCCCUGACUUCGUCCCCACCACCGCCUCGCCCUUCUCCCUCGCCGCUCCAGACCGCCGGUUCUGGCGCCCCCUCGACUGCCGCCACGGCCGCGCCCUCUUCCUCUCCGACGACCGCCAGGAAACUCAGGAACUCCUCCUGUGGGAGCCAAUCACGGGCGCCCGUCAGGGCAUACCGGUGCCCUCGGCGUUCAGGUGCGACUGGCCGACCGCGGCCGUGUUCUGCGCAGCCGACGGGUGCGACCACCGCGACUGUGCGGGGGGCCCCUUCGGCGUGGUCUUCGUCUUCACCCUCGACAUCUCGCCCAACGCAGACGUUGUCACAUCGGCGUGCUUGUACUCGUCGGAGACUGGCACGUGGGGCAAGCUGAACUCGAGGGAAUACGAGUUCAGCAUGGACUUUGAGCAUCAUUCCAGCGUGCUGGUUGGGAGGUCUCUGCUCUACUUCCUGUCCGACGGUGGGAUGAUCCUGGAGUACAAUUUGGGCAGUGGUGAACUGGCUGUGUUCCGCCCACCACCUGACGAUUACGGCAGUGACAACCACAGAUUUAACCUCAUGCUGGCGGAGGACGGUGGGCUGGGGGUUGCCGAAGCCAUUGAUUUUCAGCUCAUAUUGUGGAAAAGGGAGGUGAGUGAUGGCACUAAUGCACGAUGGGUGCUGAGCCGGAUUGUCGACCUGGACAUCGAUCCAUGCACACUUGUUCCAGUGUUGGGCUUUGCAGAGGGAGCAAAUGCUGUUUUCGUGAAAACUGUUGGUAGUCUCUUCAUGAUCGAGCUGCAGUCGGAGCAGGCGAAAAGGGUGUGCCAUAAUCAUGGCUUCUGUAAUUUGAUUCCAGUUGUCAGCUUCUACACUCCACAUUCUAGGCUCCAAGUGCCCGGGGGUGAACACCAGGACCCAGCGCCGCGGCUGAACCUACUGAGGAGGGGUGGUCAGCAAGGGGUAUGGGAGGAGAAAUCACUAGAAUUGGCGCAAUUGCUGUUUGAUAAGGGGUGCAAGGCUAUCAAUGAGGAGGACUUGGCCCACGCGGCUGACUGCUUCAGACAUGUUCUGGAGAUCAGGGUUCGGCGUUAUGGAGGCCUUGCUCCUGAGUGUGCUAGCACGUUUUACCGUUAUGGAGGUGCCUUGUUAUGCAAAGCUCAGGAGGCAGCCAAUCGUUCAGGUAAUGUUUCAAAGCGUGCACCAAAUGAAGAAUCAAUCACACCUACAACCAACAAAGAUGAUUGUGAAGAAGGGGCAAACUUGCGUGGCAAAGGUCAGACGGAUGGGAACAUGACAGGCGAUGGAGAUGAUUCUGAUUUGGAUUUGGCCUGGAAAAUGUUGAAUACUGCAAGGGUGAUAGUUGCCAAGAGUCCAGAGAAGACAAUGGAGAAGGUUAAUAUAUUGAUUGCUCUAGCUGAAAUCUCCAUGAGAAGAGAGGACAGAGACAGCUCAAUCAGUUACUACUUUGAAGCUUUGGCGAUCUUGGAACAUUUGGUUAGGCCUGACCAUUUUCGAAUUGUCGAUCUAAACAUCCGCAUAUGUUUGGCCUUUGAGUUAGCAUCCAAGGUUGGGGAUGCAAUCCCAUAUUGUGCAAAGGCUAUUUCAUUAUGCAAGUCGCGUAUACAUAAUCUGAAAAUUGCCAAGGAAGGUUUGUUGGCUGAUAAAGACCUUAGAGCAUCUGCUGCUAAAGGACACUCAGGAAAGUCGACUCUGGAAGAUGAAAUAUCUUACCUUGCUAGAAUGUUGCCUCGAUUCCAGAAGAAGCUUGAAGAACUGAAGCAAGCAAUGUCAACCCCAAGCGACGGCAUAGAUAAUAUUAUGAAGAGGGUGGUCUCACAGGCAAGUCAUGAGCAGAGUGUUAACAAUACUAUGGCAAGAACUGCAUCUUUGACUUCUUCACAGAUGGCACGAUCAAACAACAGCUUCCAUUCCCCAACUAUGUCUACGGCAGCACCAAGUGGAAGUAGCGUAACCGACUUUGAGAUUGUUGGCAGAGAGAUGAAACGAGCUAAAGAUGAGUUGAUCUCCUACGAACCUUCUCCAAAGAGACUUGCAGCAGAUGAUUCACCCUCCGUGAAUGAAAUUUGAUAGCAGCUAGAUAGAAAUUCUGAAAUUGCCAAGAUAUGCAUGGGACACCCUAACAAGAUGUUACUACUCCCCGUUCAUGUUCGCUCAAUGGUGAAUACUUAUCUGCUGAAUUGUAUACUCAUUAUUUGAUCUGGUCACUAGGUGUUCUUGGCAUUAGCACAUAAUAACUGAUGGAUCAUCAGUGGCUCUCCGCA